CUCACUUUUCCGAUUCUUCCUUUCUCAGUCUAUCUAUCCACUCAUCCUCUUCUGCUUCGAACCACAAGUAUACGCGACAGAAUAAUUCAGGAUGCGCUACGAGAAUUGGGAUGUGCUUCUCUUCCCCGAGACUUCUAAGGUGCCUCUUCAGGAAUUCAAGACGCAGUGUUUUGUUACCAAGGACAAAGAAUCACCCUACCUACAUAGCCCGGCUCUGAUCAGUCCAGCCUCAUGCUCCGGACCCCAAGGCAAUCUAGGGCAGUUGCCGGUGCUGACUACGUUCAUCCCUAGCUUGCGCCACAAUACUCCUUUUCGGGUUUCCAUCCAUAGUUGGGAGCGGCCUAUGCCGAGCCGGUUCAUGGAAGGUCUUCUGCAGCCAGAUGAUACAUUGCUUUUCGAAGUUCGCGUCUUCAUCGACGGGCUUUGCGUGUCCGGUAGUGUUUUUACUCAGAGAUCCUCUUGGCCUCAUGUACUCGAUCUUAGCUCAUAUGUCGACAAGAGCGGCAACCAAGAUCGUCUCCGAUUUCCCACCUUUCAUCAUGAGAUUCUGAAGCAGCCGCAUUGGGACGCUGGAGAACUAUACGGCAGGAUUAGGGUAGUGCUAGCUGAGGGAUUCUCGCGGCCGCAUCGGUCUCCACCAUUCGAACGUGUGAAAGAAGUCGUCGCUUUUGCGUUCCAGCAUGCCCCCAUUCAGAUUCUAGAAUACUCUGAGAUUGCAUGGCCGAAUGCCUCUAUGUGGACGCGUGAGCCCCGGCUAUUCAAGUACAACUCGGGGGGUGCAACAAGCAAUAUGAAAGAACCGGAAGAUAGCCACGCGCAUUCGCCUUCCAGGCAUGAUGUUCGGCAAAUCUUGGCCACUAAGAGCCAGACCAGUAAUCAAUCUGGCUGUAGCUCUUGGUCUUAUCGCAACUAUCAGCCGCAGGUAACUCAAUGGCAAGGCCAGCCAGGCGAGCCCAGGUGGCUGCCUCAAGAACAACUCAUAACGGAUCCCUUUAUCGAUCCUUGUGUACUUGACCCGGCUGCACGUCACCGAGGAGCUAGAGCAUCCUGGGAAGACGUGCCUAUGCCAGACUAUACGUCCAACUCCAGCAGUAGUCGCGCUAUUUCAAGCAUGACUGGCAUCAGUUAUGAGCACAGCAAGCAUCCCAGCAUUGUUACCCCUAUCGACGAGGAGUCGUACACUCAGCUAAUAGAAGCACUGAGCCCUGCGCCCCUCAAUUGUGGCACGUACGCUCCAACUAACACACCCUCGACUGCAUUGCCCAUGGGAGCUAAGCUUUCAGCGGCGGUGAGGGCGCGCUCCGAAUCCUAUUCAAAGAGCGCUGGUCGAGAGACUGAGUGCAAAGAGACAUCAGUGUCCGAGACCAGGGACAUUUCAGCUUCAAGCACGAAAACAAAUCCGGUUGUGGACGCUACAGCAACAGGUAAGGUGCAUGCUAGUCCGAGCACACACGUCAAGAGUCGAAAGGAAAUUUUAUCCUACGAAAACAAGGAGAACGACGUUUCGGUUGAAAUAUCUCACAAAGACAGCGACAAAUCUCGCCAGACUCCAGUGAGACCCGCAGUACGUACGAGUGAAAUCAUGGGGACCCCAACUGAGUCCCAGGAAAGUCUAGUGCUUUGCUCUGCUGACGCUGCGGAGAGCAUCCACAGACCUAAAAGAGAGCCUAUCCUGCUGUUCCUCACUCAAGACUCGCCUAUGGCUAGAUCUCUGGUUCAACAAGCGAACCUCGACGGCUCUCCUGAGGCAAGGCCACCGCUUGCUAGCGCGGCCCUGGAAGUGGCAGAAUUAGAUUGAUUAGUAUUA
Messenger RNA from Aspergillus saccharolyticus JOP 1030-1, 1807 nucleotides. RefSeq lists its product as uncharacterized. The record is from RefSeq and is a predicted model, not a curated record. The transcript has 6 exons. Bases 92 to 1798 code for a protein of 568 amino acids. NCBI's taxonomy places the organism in Eukaryota, Fungi, Ascomycota, Eurotiomycetes, Eurotiales, Aspergillaceae.